Daphnia pulex (common water flea) is the source of this 2480-nucleotide messenger RNA. RefSeq names its product facilitated trehalose transporter Tret1-like. Gene Ontology annotation, molecular function: transmembrane transporter activity. NCBI's taxonomy places the organism in Eukaryota, Metazoa, Arthropoda, Branchiopoda, Diplostraca, Daphniidae. Bases 413 to 2029 code for a protein of 538 amino acids. Gene Ontology annotation, biological process: transmembrane transport. The record is from RefSeq and is a predicted model, not a curated record. Gene Ontology annotation, cellular component: membrane. The transcript has 6 exons.
GCCUCUCUUAGCAGACUACUGUAACUUGUGCUGCAUUAAAGGCCCCUAAACCUUCGGUAAUUUAGUAAACUAAAUUCCUCAGGGACUAAAUUCCUCAGGGAUACGAAAUUUGAACAGAGAAAAGUUAAGUGGACAGAUUGUGUUGAGACUGAAUGCAGUCUGAAUCAAAAUCGUGAGUUUGACUCUUCUGUACGACUGACCAGCACUGACCUACAUUCGCGCAGCCACAGCAACGAAAAAUAAAAAUAAAAGACUAUCUAUACAAUCAGUUUUGGGAAUCCUCUACCUACUUUGAAGACCCUCAGGGUACAUUUGGUUUCGUUCGUUCGGUUGCGGUCGAUGAACUCCGGGGUGUUGGGUACAGAUUAUUUUCCAAAGUGCGUCAGUGUGCCGCAAAGUUAUAGUGACUGAAAUGGGUACGAAUGGCUUCGAUCACGAGAUGUCACAAGAGUUGGUGACUGAAAAAACCAAAAUGGUGAAGCAGCAAAUAAUGAAGAAUCCCCACAAAGUCCUACCACAGUUGAUGGCGGCAGUCGUCGGAUCGUGGGGUUACUUUUGCAUGGGCACAGUCAGAGGAUGGGGCUCUCCCGGUCUUCCCUCACUCAACAGAACGCUGGACUUUGAAAUGAACGAAGAUGAUUUCAAAUGGAUCUCUGCAAUGCCCAUGUGUUCUUCCUUCUUUGGAGCUCUGAUUAUCAGCAUACCGAUGCAAUACCUAGGCCGGAAGAAAGCAUUAAUCGGACAUUACUUUUUCUAUAUAUUGGGCUCUCUCAUCCUGGGACUCACCUAUUUCGGCAAGCACAAAGCCAUGUUGUAUGUUGGCCGAUUGCUGCAGGGAUUGGGUGUUGGGUGCACCACUCCGGCUUGUCAAAUUUACGUGAGUGAAUGUUCGUCUCCCAGUAUCAGAGGACGAUUGGGAUCGAUAACAGCUUCGGCGUUGGCACUGGGAAUUUGGGUGGCGUACAUCAUCGGCGCUUUUGUCGAAUGGCACGUGCUGGCUUUCAUCUUCACCGUCCUGCCUUGCAUUUUCCUCCUGUGGACGUGCGCAAUGCCCGAAACACCAAUUUGGCUGCUCACUCACGGUCAUGAAGAUGACGGACGGAAGGCACUCCAGGAACUUCGCGGAAAGAAUACUAACGUUGACGCGGAAAUGUCGAGGAUGAAAGAUCAUCACGAGAAAUCGGCCAGCAUCAACGGACCUAUUCGUUUUAAAGAUUUGAUGAAAGGGCCGAUCCUGAAACCGUUCGGCAUCACGUUGGGUCUCAUGUUCUUCCAACAGGCCACGGGCAUCAACGCCGUCGUUUUCUGGACAGUCAGCAUUUUCCAGUGGGCCGGAAGCAGCAUCGACAGUCGUUACGCCACCAUUAUAGUCGGAGCUAUCCAUUUGCUAUGUUGCAUCGGUUCGGGAUUCCUGGUGGAUCGAUUCGGACGAAGGGUUCUAUUAUUGGGGUCAGCUGCCAUCACUUCCAUUUCUCUGGCGGCCAUGGGAGUAUUUUUCUACUUCCAGCGGAUCUGGGGCGAAGCGGAUGCCACUCUGCAUCUGGGCUGGCUGCCGCUGGUAUCUCUGAUGGUCUUCAUGGCGGCAUAUUCGUGCGGAUUGAGCAACGUCCCCUUCAUAGUCAUGGGUGAAUUAUUUCCCACCAGAUACCGGACGUUUCUGGGCACCAUUUCUUCUUCGUUCAACUUGAUCGUGACUUUGAUUGUCGUCCGAUUCUUCCCCGACAUGUUGACCGGAUUAGGCAAAGAUGUGACCUUCUUCGUCUUCACUGGCUGCACUUUGACGUGCAUCGUUUUUGUCUAUUUUCUUCUACCGGAGACCAAAGGCAAAACCCUGGAAGACAUGGAGCAGCUUUUCAGCAACAACGUCCCAAAAGUUAAAAAGAUUCCGGAAGAAGAGGACGAAGAAGCUGUUCCGGAAGUCAGCACGCAGCUCGUGACCAUCAGUGAUGGCCAAUGCGGAUUGGUCGGCCAUAAUAUCCUGCCUACGACAGAAGAAAUAGAAAACGAUGAAGUAUUUGCCACUUUUUGAUCAAGCAUAGACUAAUUUUCACAGUGGAUUGACUUUAGUGCAAUUUGAUUGCAUGUUACAACCUACUUAAUAAUAUUAUAUAAGGUGCUAUCGAUGACAUUCCUAGAGCUAUUUUUAUAACCGUGAUGCAUCACGUGUUUGUUUUUUUUCGUUUAGUUUUGUUUUUUAGCCAAAGGUUGAUUACUUUAUUAAUAAAAAUGUUUCCUGUUUGAUUAUUCCUGAUGAUUUAUUCGAGAUGGACACCUUUAUUGCGGAAGCGCGGAGCUUAGGUUCGGAAGAGAAAACGCUUGGGAAAACCCAUCGAGAAGAAUAUCAGUGUGUUAUUGUUUUGAUACAACAUCAAUCUCACGUGAUGAUUUGACACUUCCUUUUCGUUUGGUCUAUUUGAAUUCGUGACACGAUUUAGUCACGCGCUAUUGUUCGCCAAAGAAUAAAAGGAAUCUAAAUAAUG